Molecule: messenger RNA, 1020 nt
Organism: Cinclus cinclus
Lineage: Eukaryota; Metazoa; Chordata; Aves; Passeriformes; Cinclidae
Gene: GPR78
Product: G protein-coupled receptor 78
Exons: 3
Coding region: 1-1020 (339 amino acids)
Biological process (GO): adenylate cyclase-activating G protein-coupled receptor signaling pathway
Cellular component (GO): membrane
Molecular function (GO): G protein-coupled receptor activity
Source: RefSeq, a predicted model, not a curated record
AUGGACUUGGCAGGCGUGCUGCUGGCGCUGCUCCUCGUGCUGGUGCUGGUUGUCUCUCUGCUCUCCAACCUCCUGGUGCUGCUAUGCUUCGUCUACAGUACGGAGAUCCGCAAGCAGGUCGCCGGGGUUUUCCUGGUGAACUUAUCCUUCUGCAACCUGCUUCUCACCGUUCUGAACAUGCCUUUUACCCUGCUGGGCAUCCUGAGGAACCAGCAGCCCCUCGGGGGCUGCGUCUGCAAGGCGGUGGGUUUCCUGGAAACUUUCCUGACUUCCAACACAAUGCUGAGUAUGGCAGCGCUCAGCAUCGACAAAUGGAUUGCCGUGGUGUUCCCCCUAAGCUACACCAGCAAGAUGCGGUAUAAGGACGCUGUGAUACUGAUGGGCUACUCGUGGCUCCACUCCCUCACGUUCCCCUUGGUAUCCUUAUUUUACUCAUGGGUAGAUUACAACAGCGUUUAUGCCUCUUGCACCUUACACCUGAAGGAAGAGACGGAGAGGAGAAGGUUUACAGUGUUCACCAUUGUCUUUCACUCCACCAGUUUCAUGCUGUCUCUGGUGAUCUUGUGUUUCACCUACUUAAAGGUGUUGAAAGUUGCCCGGUUCCACUGCAAGCGGAUAGACAUUAUUACCAUGCAGACUCUGGUUUUGCUGGUGGAUAUCCACCCCAGUGUGAAGCAGCGCUGUCUGAACGAGCAGAAAAGGAGGAGGCAGCGGGCUACCAAGAAAAUCAGUAUUUUUAUAGGGUCGUUCGUGAUCUGUUUUGGUCCUUACAUUAUCACCAGGUUGAUAGAGCUCAUUCCUUUUGUUACCAUAAAUUACUACUGGGGAAUUAUAAGCAAGUGCCUCACCUACAGUAAGGCUGCAUCAGAUCCAUUCGUUUACUCACUUUUACGUCAACAGUACAAAAAAGUUCUGAUCAACAUCGUCAACAGGAUACUUAAGAGGGACCUGUAUCCAUCAUCGGGGUACAACAGUUCUCUCGACACUGAAAACGACUACUGCUUGCACAGAACAAACUGA